Molecule: messenger RNA, 1164 nt
Organism: Pelobates fuscus (common spadefoot toad)
Lineage: Eukaryota; Metazoa; Chordata; Amphibia; Anura; Pelobatidae
Product: high affinity immunoglobulin gamma Fc receptor I-like
Exons: 6
Coding region: 1-1164 (387 amino acids)
Biological process (GO): cell surface receptor signaling pathway
Cellular component (GO): plasma membrane
Molecular function (GO): transmembrane signaling receptor activity
Source: RefSeq, a predicted model, not a curated record
AUGUUAGAAAGAUCUGUCUUGCAUCAAACCAAUGUGAUCUGCCUAGCUGACCUUAACUGGCAGAACUUAAUUCUACUGGUGCGUUGGAUGGAUGUGCUAUACUGUGACAGCAGGAAGUCAAAGUGUGGUUUCAAUGUAGACAUGAAAAUAGAAGAUAUCAGAUGCAUUUUUCUGGCGGCUGUUACCAUGUCAGUUCUGGCGAUAAUUAUCACAGUCUCUAACAGUUUGGCCAGUGUAGGCACUUCACUCACACCCGUAGUGUCCUUCUCACCAAAGUGGAGACAUUUCUUAGUAACUGAAAAUCUGUCUCUGACAUGCAAUGUGAGUUCCACUUCUCAAGAAAAUUACAGUUAUAGCUGGUACCAGGACAGUAAGAAACUCCCAGGAUUUCAGCAAACCUACCAAAUUCAACCUGCACAAUGGGAUGCUAGGGGCAAUUAUCAGUGCCAAGCCAAUGCCAGCAAUAUCAGUGACCCUGCCACACUCAAUAUUUCUGAUGAUCACGUUAUUCUGCAGGUGCCUCUGUAUGUGUUUGAAGGGGAGACGGUGACUCUGAGAUGUCACGAUUUGGAAGGAAUGGAUGAGAAGAACACACUGUUCUAUAAGGAUGGUCAUCUCAUUGGCAGAGAUUCUGAUGAACUUAAGAUAAAAGCAGAGCUAAACGCAACUGGAAAAUAUAAAUGUGAAAAACAAUUGAAACGCCUGAAUUCAACUAAGCAUUAUUACUCUGCUGAAGAACAUGUCUCUGUCACAGAGCUUUUUUCUACUCCAGAAAUUAAAGUUUUCCCUGAUCCAGCACUAGAAGGAGUCGAAAUGACUGUAACAUGUAGCACGACUCUCAGCCUGCUCAGAGUAAGUACUCGGCUUCAUUUUGCUUUCUACAGAAAUGGGCAGCAAGUCCAGGGAUUCACACCAUUGGAUACAUACCGAGUUCACUUCACCCAGGAGAACGACACUGGACUUUAUACCUGUGAAGUCAAAACUUUAACCAACAAUGUAAAGACAAGCCACGAAUACCAUGUCUAUAUGACAGCUUUGAAUAUUCAAUCCAAUGUUGAACGAAGGUUGUGCAUUCAUGUUGUAAAUAUUUGCAGAUUAUGUUCAUUGUCCGCUCUCUACCUGGGAGCACGAAAUCUCUCUCCAGCUAUGCUAAUUGCAAUGUAA